AUGGCUCAAUUGUUUGGUCUAAGUCAUGAGGAUGGGACCGUGGAACUGGUUCAAGCUGACUCAUGGCCUUUCAUGGCUUCAGCCAACGCAGUAGAGGUCAGAUUUUACGAGGAUGAUCUUGGUCCUCUUUAUUUCACGGGGUCAAAUAAGAACGGCCAACCUACAGGAGUCUCGGCCCAAAAAUUGAUAGACUUGGGGGCAUAUGAUGCACAAACAGAUGCGGAGCGCCCCACAAUGGCUGAUUUCUUCUCUCUCAAUAAGUGA
Molecule: messenger RNA, 264 nt
Organism: Prunus armeniaca (apricot)
Lineage: Eukaryota; Viridiplantae; Streptophyta; Magnoliopsida; Rosales; Rosaceae
Source: the annotation of a GenBank genome assembly